AUGAAGUUGUUCAUUCUGGUGGCUCUGUUUGGGCUCUGCCUCGCUCAGCACAACCCCCACAUCCAGCAUGGCAGGACCUCCAUUGUGCACCUGUUUGAGUGGCGCUGGGCCGACAUCACUGCAGAGUGUGAGCGCUUCUUGGGUCCUAAUGGCUUUGGUGGAGUUCAGAUUUCCCCUCCAAAUGAGCACAUUGUGCUGAAUAGUCCCUGGAGGCCCUGGUGGCAGAGAUACCAACCAGUCGGCUACAACCUGUGCUCCCGAUCAGGCAAUGAGAACGAGCUGAGAGACAUGAUCACCAGAUGCAACAACGUUGGGGUCAAUAUCUAUGUUGACGCUGUCAUCAACCACAUGUGCGGCGCCGGCGCUGGAGAGGGAACCCACUCUUCAUGUGGAAGCUGGUUCAGUGCUGGCAGGAAGGACUUCCCCAGUGUCCCCUUUACCCAGUCUGACUUCAAUGACCACAAAUGCAGGACUGGCAGUGGCGAGAUUGAGAACUAUGGUGAUGCCAAUCAGGUGCGUGACUGUCGUCUGGUUAGUUUAUUGGACCUGGCCUUGGAGAAAGAUUAUGUCAGGGACAAGGUGGCCGACUUCAUGAACAAGCUGAUUGACAUGGGUGUGGCUGGAUUCAGAGUGGAUGCCUGCAAGCACAUGUGGCCAGGUGACCUGUCUGCUGUUUACGGUCGUCUGCACAACCUCAACACCGAGUGGUUCUCUGGUGGCUCCAGACCCUUCAUCUUCCAGGAGGUUAUUGAUUUGGGAGGAGAGUCCAUCACGUCAACAGAGUACUUCCAUCUAGGAAGAGUGACUGAGUUCAAGUAUGGUGCCAAACUGGGAACUAUCUUCAGAAAGUGGAAUGGCGAGAAGCUGUCUUACACCAAGAACUGGGGAGAGGGAUGGGGCUUCAUGCCCAACGACAAUGCUCUCGUCUUCGUUGACAACCACGACAACCAGAGAGGCCAUGGUGCUGGUGGUGCAGCCAUCGCUACCUUCUGGGACUCCAGGCUCCACAAGAUGGCUGUCGGCUUCAUGCUGGCCCACCCUUACGGUGUAACCAGGGUGAUGUCUAGCUUCCGCUGGAACCGCCACAUUGUCAAUGGAAAGGAUCAGAAUGACUGGGAGGGCCCCCCCAGCCAUGGUGAUGGAUCCACCAAGUCUGUUCCCAUCAACGCUGACCAGACUUGUGGAGAUGGAUGGGUGUGUGAGCACAGAUGGCGUCAAAUCAAGAACAUGGUUAUUUUCCGCAAUGUGGUCAAUGGACAGCCUCAUUCCAACUGGUGGGACAACCAGAGCAACCAGGUGGCCUUUGGACGUGGUAAUCGUGGUUUCAUUGUCUUCAACAAUGAUGACUGGGACCUGGAUGUGACCCUGAACACUGGCAUGCCCGGUGGCACCUACUGUGAUGUCAUUUCUGGUCAGAAGGAGGGAAGCGGGUGCUCGGGGAAGCAGAUCCAUGUUGGGGGUGAUGGGCGCGCCCACUUCAAGAUCAGCAACAGAGAUGAGGACCCCUUCGUUGCUAUACACGCUGACUCCAAGCUGUAA
Messenger RNA from Cyclopterus lumpus (lumpfish), 1539 nucleotides. RefSeq names its product amylase alpha 2A (gene amy2a). The record is from RefSeq and is a predicted model, not a curated record. Gene Ontology annotation, biological process: carbohydrate metabolic process. Lineage: Eukaryota; Metazoa; Chordata; Actinopteri; Perciformes; Cyclopteridae. Gene Ontology annotation, molecular function: cation binding; alpha-amylase activity. The transcript is spliced from 9 exons. Bases 1 to 1539 code for a protein of 512 amino acids.